AUGUCAUCAGAACUUCUUUCACUGCCGAAGGUACUUCUGAUGGGACUGCGGAGGUCCGGGAAGAGCAGCAUUCAGAAGGUUGUUUUUGAGGGCAUGCAGCCGCAUGAUUCCGUCAAUCUUCCAACGACGGUGCAGCCCGAUAAGAGCCAAGUUCACUCCAACGACUUUGUGAACUUUGAGGUGUGGGAUUUCCCUGGCCAGAGCGAUCCCUUUGACCCCAACAACGCGGGUCCGUAUGAUGUGGAACAGUUACUUGACAAUUGCGGGGCCAUUGUUUUUGUGAUGGACUGUCGCGAGUUGAUUGAGGACUCCCGCGCGCGUCUAAUCGAUACGGUGUGCGCUGCCUACAGGUACAACCCUGAGCUUUCGGUUGAGGUCUUCAUCCACAAGGUGGAUGCUCUUAGUGAGGAUCAUCAGGCAGAUCUUCUUGCCAGCCUGCAGCGUCACGUUGAUUUGGAGGCAAAGCAGCGUCUCGAGAGCGCGGCACCGCUGCGUUUGAACUUCAACCUUACCUCCAUUUAUGAUCAUUCGGUUUUUCAGGCCUUCUCAUUGGUGGUGCAAAAACUCAUCAAACCACAGUCCCCAUACAUCACAGAGCUCCUGCAGAUGCUGAAUAGCAACAGUAACGUGGAUCUUUCGUACUUGUUUCUUAGCCGGUCUAAAAUUUUUUUGGCCUUGGAUGAGCGGAGCCGUGCAAAGUUGCGAACUUACGGCCUCUGCAGCGACGCUAUUGAGGUGAUGAUGAAGAUGAGCCAAAUCUACACUCCGAGCACGAAGGAAAGGCGGGAAAACUGUCAUGGCAUCUCCGCUACCAAUAUUACCAAUAAUGGUGUAGGAAAUGGCCAUCGCGUGGAGAGCGUUGAGGCAGCCGUUGCUGCGGGGGCAAAUGCCAUUAUAAAAAUCAGCAGUGAGGACUACAUUUAUGUUAAGGAGUUGCCCAACUCACUCACAGUGGUGUUGAUGGCCAAGAAGGAAUGCUUCCAAAGCAGAACACUUAUCGACUACAAUAUUUUAGUCUUUUACAAGGCGGCAUGCGAUAUUUUCAAUGCCGUUCCCAGUCGGUCGUGA
Molecule: messenger RNA, 1068 nt
Organism: Trypanosoma cruzi
Lineage: Eukaryota; Euglenozoa; Kinetoplastea; Trypanosomatida; Trypanosomatidae
Product: small GTPase, putative
Exons: 1
Coding region: 1-1068 (355 amino acids)
Biological process (GO): regulation of autophagy; cellular response to amino acid stimulus; positive regulation of TOR signaling
Cellular component (GO): Gtr1-Gtr2 GTPase complex; lysosome; nucleus
Molecular function (GO): GTP binding; GTPase activity
Source: RefSeq, a predicted model, not a curated record